Bacidia gigantensis is the source of this 1701-nucleotide messenger RNA. RefSeq lists its product as uncharacterized. Gene Ontology annotation, cellular component: nucleolus. The record is from RefSeq and is a predicted model, not a curated record. Gene Ontology annotation, biological process: ribosomal large subunit biogenesis; rRNA methylation. Gene Ontology annotation, molecular function: rRNA (adenine) methyltransferase activity. The transcript has a single exon. Lineage: Eukaryota; Fungi; Ascomycota; Lecanoromycetes; Lecanorales; Ramalinaceae. The coding region runs from base 1 to 1701 and encodes 566 amino acids.
AUGUUCGCUGUACCUGGGUGGUCCGUCGACCCCUCUACUCUGAAGACCCAGACUGUACCUAAAAGUUCAAAGAGUGGCAAAAAUGGCUCGCAAGCACAGACUGCUAAGGCGCAAAAGUCGAAGAAGAGAAAAAGAGAAAGUCAUGGUCCUGAAGUGACCCAGGAAAACGUGGGGGAUUUAUACAAGAAAUUGAUCGAAGAAAAUGUCAAAAAAACCGACUUGUCGACGGCAGAUGAACAGAUAGAAGAGCGCAAGUCCCAAAAGAAACAGAAGCGAAAGCGAAACAAGAAGGAGGCUAAGGUUGAUGGGGAGCUCAAGGAAUCCCAACCAAGUAUUGCAGCGUCAUCAGCAACUGCUGAAGCUCCAAGUGCAGAUGGAAAUUCAAGGAAGAAACAGAUCAAUGGCAAUAAAGAACCACCACGUACUCAUAAUCCUACACAGCAAUCCAAUCCAUCCAAGAACCCAACUCCUGAUCCGAAGACUAAGAACCAGAAGCCCGACAAGAGACACAACCCUCACUCCCAACCUCACCUACCACCUUCAUCCUCUCUCCCACAAAAUUCCCCAACCACCUCUUCCAUCCCCGCCCCUGUUCCCCCUCCACAAGCAAAGCUGACGCCCCUUCAACAAAAAAUGCACCAAAAGCUACUCUCUGCCCGAUUCCGCCAUCUGAACCAAACCCUCUACACCACGCCUUCCAUCGCUGCCGCCACCCUCUUCUCCUCCGACCCCACGGCCUACAGCACCUACCACAGCGGGUUCCGCGCCCAAGUAGCCAGCUGGCCGUCCAAUCCGCUUGAGGGGUUCGUCGAGGAAUUUCGGGUGCGGAACUCUCUUCAAUCGGGGAGAGAUAGGAAGGGCAGGAAGAAAGGCGGAGAGAGUGGGGAGAAGAAAGGGAAGGACAUGUCUCUAGGGCAAGCUCUGCCUCGAGAUCACAAAUCAAACCUCUGUCGAGUCAUCGAUCUUGGAUGCGGAGACGCGCAAUUAUCCUCAUCCUUACAGACUCUUAAACACUCCAAAAGCAAGCCAGGUAUCAAGGUCCGGAGUUUCGACUUCCAGCUCCCUGAAGGCCCAACAAGCUCCUUGGUCGAGAAAGCAGAUAUCACGAACCUGAAAGCUGUGGGAGUGCAGGAAGGGGGGACAGAUAUCGCGGUUUGUUGCCUCAGUCUUAUGGGCACGAAUUGGGUGAAGGCGGUGGAUGAAGUGGGGAGGGUGCUGGUGAGGGGCGGGGAGGCCUGGGUGGCGGAGGUGAGGAGUAGGUUUAGGGGGAAGGAGGAGGUUGAGAGGAUGAGGAGGGAGAGGGAAGAGAAGAAGGUGGGGAAGAAGAAGGGAAAGAAGAGGAAAGGGGGUGAUGAGGAGGACGAGGUGGAAGAGGGCCCAGGGAUUCUGGAGGAGAUUGAGGGUGGGAAGGGUGAGGGUGAGGGAGAGGGAGAGGGAGAGGGGAAGGAUGCAAUUGAUGUUGGUGCGUUCGUGGAGGUGUGGAAACGGAGGGGGUUUGAGUUGAAGGGGAAGCCGGAUUUGGGAAAUAAAAUGUUUGUGAAGAUGCAAUUUGUGAAGGUGGGGCAGGUGCCGUCAGGGAGGUCUAGGGGAGAUGGAGACAGGGAGGAUCAAAAGAAGAGAUUCAUAGACAAAGAUGAGCCGGCGUUUGAUCCGGUGGAGGAAGGCAAGGUCUUGAAGCCUUGUGUGUACAAGACGAGAUAG